GCAAAUGGGCCGGGUUGCGCCUGCGAACCGCGACCGAAUCGAUCCGCAAUUCUGCAUCCCGUCCCGCCGUGCGCCAUGUUCCUGCGGCGGCUGAGAACCUCCGCCGCCCUCCGCCGCGGGGCGACCGACGGCGGUGUCCUGGCCGCUCUCCGCGCGGAGCUCGCCCACGAGCUCUCCGCCUCCUCCGGCCCCUCCGCUCACCCUCCUCUCCGUCCCGAGGACGCGUCCGGCUUCGACACCGUAUCGGACGCCCCGCGCGCGCAGGACGUGCUCCUGAGCCGCCGGGCCGGGUCCGAGGAGGUCCUCGUGUCGGCGCUUCUCGCCCCGCUGCGGUUCGUAGACCAGGACCCGCUGCCCAGGGCCGCGCUCAUGAAGGUCUUCGUCAGUAAGCCUGGCGCGACGCCCGUCCUGCACUUCGACUGCCGUGCGUCUUGGGUUGGGGACGAGGAGGAUCGCGGCGCUGCCGACUAUGCUAUUAACGCUGUUCGGUACCACUCCGCCCCUGGCGCCGCUGGACAAGACGAGUAUGAAGGGCCGGAGUUCAGAGACUUGGACCCUCGGCUGCAGGCUGCUUUGCGAGAAUAUCUGGUAGCAAGAGGCGUCAACCCCAAACUGGCAACCUCAAUUCUCCAACACUUGCUUGAGAAGGAGCGCAGCCAGUACGUGAAUUGGCUGAAGGCAUUGGAACAGGCGUUUGCCAAAGAUCGUUAACCCAUCUCUCUGUAUCUAACAAUAUUCUGUGGCUGAGUUUAGUGCGUACUACAUUUAUUUUGCUGUGCCAAUGCUGGAGUAGGUCUGUAGGUGCCAGUUCUAUGCCGAUAUUAGUUCGUUUGUAUGAUCUCAUGCAUGUGAGGCAUCAAAUGCAAUAGCUAGUUUGAAUUUUUGAAGCCACAGGAAAUAUGUAACUGGUGCUUAUAUGUACUAUUACAGGCAGUUAUAAUAUGAAAAAAAAAACAGUAUUCGUCUUUGUAGAACCCAGUUAAA
This is a messenger RNA of Sorghum bicolor (sorghum), 984 nucleotides long. RefSeq lists its product as uncharacterized. Lineage: Eukaryota; Viridiplantae; Streptophyta; Magnoliopsida; Poales; Poaceae. The coding region runs from base 76 to 711 and encodes 211 amino acids. The transcript has 3 exons. The record is from RefSeq and is a predicted model, not a curated record. Gene Ontology annotation, cellular component: mitochondrial matrix.